CGGCGGAGAGAGAGAGAUAAACUGGAUUAAACGCUGCGUGUAGCAGCAGCAGCAGGAGGAGGCAUAGGAGGAGGAGGACGACAGACAAACAGGCUGCAACUCGUGUUGCUUGCAAACUGUAUCCUGUGGGGGAAAAAAAAAACCCCAAAAACAUCAAGGAUAAAGCCCCGUGAACGCUGCUGUUGUAUUUGAACCAAAUAAAGUUUGAUUGGUUUGACCUCCGUCCGCCAGAGUCGGUGAAACAGGCAGCAGAGACCCUGCACCACAUCUGCUGACCAUCAUGGCAGGUGAUAUGAUGUUACUGAUGCGAGGCUUGGCUAAGCUGAGUCAGGCGGUUGUAGAGACUCAGGCCGCUGCCCUGCGCAAUGGGACAGGAGUCCCAGGAGUUGGUGCUGCUGUCCAGAGCGUCCAGUCGGCUGCAGAGCAAGGCCUCUCUGCUGCCAUGACAACGAUACAGGAGCUGUCUGGCCAGCAGCAAACCCCCUCUUCAGAGUCAGAAUUUGACUUUCCUCAGGAUGACAGUGCGUUCGCAGCCUCAGAGUUCAGGGAGGAAGGUGUGGACUUCACAGUGGAUCACUCAGGAAGUAGCGCUGACACAGCAGCCCGUCAUAGCAUGGCAGCAGGGGCGGGCCAUGUCAGUGGGAAACACUCUCUGUUUGAGGGAUACAAAGAUCCCAGCAAACAGUUUACUGGAGACACCAGGUCUUACCACCAAGAUGCCAGACAUUUCAUUGGACACCACCGUCUCUACAACCACAGUCUGAACAGGCACGUGUUGGGACAGCUAUACCGUCAGCAUCAGGUCACGCACAUCAGGAGCUACCAUCAGGAUCCAUCCACAGUUGGAGGUCUGACGGCCGAAGACAUCGAGAAAGCAAGACAGAGCAAGAGGACUGAGAGUAAACCUCACAAACAGAUGCUGAGUGACAGAGCCAGAGAAAGGAAAGUGCCUGUGACUCGGCUUGGCAGACUGGCCAACUUUGGAGGUCUCGCUGUGGGGUUGGGUAUUGGAGCUUUGGCAGAAGUUGCCAAGAAAACUAUCAGACACAGUGGUGCUGCAGGUGAAAAUAAGAAAGCAGUCCUGGACUCCAGCCCCUUCCUGUCCGAGGCUAACGCUGAACGCAUCGUCAGAACCCUCUGCAAAGUCAGAGGAGCUGCAUUAAAACUGGGACAGAUGCUCAGCAUUCAAGACGAUGCGUUCAUCAACCCGCAGCUUGCCAAGAUCUUUGAGCGUGUACGACAGAGUGCUGACUUCAUGCCAAUCAAACAAAUGACAAAAGCUUUGAACAGUGACUUAGGUCCUAACUGGAGAGACAAGCUGGAAUCGUUUGAGGAGCGUCCGUUUGCAGCAGCGUCCAUUGGCCAGGUUCACUUGGCGAGGAUGAAGGAUGGCAGAGAGGUGGCCAUGAAAAUACAGUACCCCGGUGUGGCUCAGAGUAUCAACAGUGACGUCAACAAUCUGAUGACGGUGCUGAAUAUGAGCAAUGCCCUGCCUGAAGGUCUGUUUCCAGAGCAUCUGAUAGAUGUAAUGAGAAGAGAGCUAGCACUGGAGUGCGACUAUAUUAGAGAAGCCCAGUGUGCAAAGAAAUUCAGGGAGCUACUGAAGGACCAUCCAUUCUUUUAUGUACCAGAAGUGAUAGAGGAUCUGAGCAGCAGACAUGUCCUGACCACAGAGCUUGUCUCCGGGUUUCCCCUGGACCAGGCUGAGAGCCUCACGCAGGAGCUGAAGAACGAGAUCUGUCAGAACAUCUUGAUGUUGUGCCUCAGAGAGCUGUUUGAGUUCAGAUACAUGCAGACCGACCCAAACUGGUCCAACUUCUUCUAUGAUCCACAGACACACAAGGUGGCGCUGUUAGACUUUGGAGCCACGAGAGGAUUUGAUCAGAGUUUCACAGAUGUCUACAUAGAGGUAAUUCGUUCAGCUGCUGAAGGAAACAGUGAGGGAGUUCUGAAGAAAUCUAUCGAGAUGAAGUUCCUAACUGGGUACGAGUCCAAGGCAAUGGUAAAUGCUCACGUGGACGCGGUGAUGAUCCUCGGCGAGGCCUUUGCCUCCACGGAGCCUUUCGACUUUGGUUCUCAGUCCACCACGGAGAGAAUCCACAACCUCAUCCCUGUGAUGCUGAAGCACCGUCUCACCCCUCCUCCGGAGGAAACGUACUCAUUGCACCGCAAGAUGGGCGGCUCGUUCCUUAUCUGCUCCCGACUCCAAGCAAAGCUGCAGUGUAAGGAGAUGUUCCAAACGGCGUAUCAGAAGUACUGGGAAGGCCGCACGCCGCCCUCUGAAUCAGCCUAGGCCAGUCUCAAGUGUGGGUUGUGUUGAUAGACAGGUCCUGGGGCCAACGGGAGAGUGCCCGUCGAUGGUGAGGUCGGGGUCAGAUGAUGCAGAUCUGCUGAGUGGAGGCCAUGUUACCCGCCCUUAACUGGUCACUGAACACCAGCUUAUCUUUCCCAUUUUGAGCAGCCUGCUACAAUGAGGUUUUGAAAGGCACUUAUCCAUAUUUACAGCCACCAUUUCGGAAGGGGAAAGAGAGCAGCAACAUGGCAUCCAGAGUGCUUUAAGGCCAAACUCUUACCUAUAUAUGGCCCUGAGAGGACAGACUGAAAAGAGGUGGGAGGUGGAUGGAGGGAGAGAGCCGAACAGCCUUUGUUUAGGUGGAAAAUGAAUGUAAAAAGGUUGGAAUUUCCUGUCUUCCCUCAUGUUUUCAUGUUUUUUUUUUGUUUUUUUUUUUGUUUUGUUUUGUAUUGCUGUGUUAUGUUGAUCUUUUUGGAAAAUCACACCAGGCGACCCAAGUGUUUGCCAUCUGCCAGAAAUGUCAAAGGGUGGUGACAUUGAUUAUAUUAAGGUAAAGGACUGAACUUGUAUUGUAAUGUCACAGCCACGAUACAGUAGGGCUAAUACAGUAAAUGGAAAAUUACAGUGUUGACCAGGACCAACUUGUCUGGCUCACAAAUAUUUCUGCUUCUGUUCAUUUUUUUUCAAGGCAGUUUGGUUAGAUUUCCUGGACAUGAAUAAUUUAGACUUGGUCUAAAUUUAGACAACAAAGUAAAUGCUGCAGUUUUGUUACAAACAGUGUCGAAGAGUAGAAUAGUGUAGAAAGAGAUUCAGUGCUCAGAUUAAGAUGUUGCCAAGCGAUCAAGUUUAGGUUUAUUUAGCCAUUUGUAGAAGAUGUGACAAACUGGAAUUUGUCAGCAUUUGCACACGAAGGAGGUGUGACUUUUAACUCACUUAUAGUAUAUGUAGUACACAGCAUCUUCUGUACCGAUGUAGCCAUCGACAGUCCUGAAUGAAGCUUUUGAUCUAAUUUCAGUUGCUGUUUAUACCUUAUAGCUUCUUUUGGGAGGGGGGCAUUUGUGUGUGUACAAUUGAUUGAAACUGUUAGACAUCCAGGACCUGCAUGUUUUAAUGAACUUCUGGUCAAGGCAUGAUUUUCUGUUUUGGAAUGAGAGUCUGCAGAGCUCCUGCUAGAGAUUUUUCUCCUUUCUGUCCUGCCGAGUUCUCUAAUAAUUGAUGUCCAUAUGGUUCAAAUUUAUUGCAUGAAUUCCAGUUCAUUACUAACAAAACUGUUAGCAUUGUGACUCACAAAUUUAAUUCUGUCCUACCUAAUUCAGAUUCACUUCUGGGGAGACUGUAAAACUCACAUAGAAAUGAACCUACGUGGAUCCAUGUUGCUCUCUCUAAGAAGAUAAGGCCCAUAUCAACUCUGGGCCUGUGCUCAGUCAUGAAUAAUAAUGAAAAGGGAUGGAAGACGUUCAUCCUGAUAUCGCACAAGCUCAGCUCAUGGGCUCACCUUGCUUCCAAGUCGCCUUCUCAGGUGCGAAAUCCUCCGUCACCUGGCUGGUAUGCGACUGUGAAAGUUCUCUCUACUCUGCUGUGUGAAAACAGUUAUAAUGGUCUCUGGUGUGAAGAAAAUUGAAAAAAAAAUUAAACAAAACAAGAAAAUAAAUAAAUAAAUAAGGUGCCUGUAGUUUCCAGUGGAAGAUUUUUAACUAGAAAUCUCUGCUUUAUAUUUCAUAUCAAGACUCAGUGAAAAGAUGGUUUAAAUUUUCUAAUCAUUCUAAAAGUUGUGAUAAAGAUAUUCCACGAAAAGAGUAAAUGUUUGAUCUACUCUCU
Messenger RNA from Toxotes jaculatrix (banded archerfish), 4111 nucleotides. RefSeq names its product coenzyme Q8A, genome duplicate a (gene coq8aa). The transcript has 17 exons. The record is from RefSeq and is a predicted model, not a curated record. Bases 281 to 2293 code for a protein of 670 amino acids. Gene Ontology annotation, molecular function: kinase activity. Lineage: Eukaryota; Metazoa; Chordata; Actinopteri; Toxotidae. Gene Ontology annotation, cellular component: extrinsic component of mitochondrial inner membrane. Gene Ontology annotation, biological process: ubiquinone biosynthetic process.